Messenger RNA from Aureobasidium pullulans EXF-150, 957 nucleotides. Its product is annotated as putative nucleoside-diphosphate-sugar epimerase. The transcript is spliced from 2 exons. The annotation marks the transcript as partial. NCBI's taxonomy places the organism in Eukaryota, Fungi, Ascomycota, Dothideomycetes, Dothideales, Saccotheciaceae. The record is from RefSeq and is a predicted model, not a curated record.
AACAUGUCAGAAAGCAAAAACAUCAUCAUCACCGGCGCAGGUGGUAUGAUUGGUCCCAUGCUUGCGAAGCGACUUUUAAAUGACGGUCACAAGCUGGUCUUGACCGAUCUCGUACAACCAAAAGUGCCUGAAGGUGUCGCGCAUCCUGAAAAUGCAAAAUGCAUGAAGGGUGACAUUUGCGACCCUUCGUUUGUCAAGUCGCUCAUUGAAGCUGCGCAACCGUUGGACGCCAUCUUCAUUUUCCACGGAAUCAUGUCCGCAGGUUCGGAAGCGAAUUUCGAUUUGUCGAUGAAAGUCAAUGUGCAAAGUGUUCGCGACUUGCUUCUUGCCCUCAGCCAAAGCAACCCCGGCGUCCGAGUCGUCUACUCGAGUUCUCAAGCAGUUUACGGCCAACCCCUGCCCAAGGUCAUCACCGAUUCCACCAUGCCGACCCCUGAGGGUACUUAUGGAGCACACAAAUUCGCGACAGAGAUCAUCAUCAACGACAUGAAUCGCAAAGGCUACGUCGACGCCUUCAGUGUUCGGUUCCCCACUGUCAUUGUACGACCAGGUGCCCCCAGCAACGCUGCCCCGUCCUUCUUAUCAGGCAUGAUUCGAGAGCCUAUGAAGGGAGAGGAGUGUGUGAUACCUCUUGUCGACCGCUCCUACCGCACAUACGUCUGCUCGCCGAGCAGCACAAUCGAGAACCUUGUUCGCGUGCUGGAUUUGCCAAGUGACGCACUUCCUUCGCAUCAGAGACACAUCAUGUUCCCUGGUGUUUCAACAACCAUACAAGAGAUGAUGGAUGCAUUGGAAAAGUAUGGAGGUGCCGACAAAUUGAAGCUGUUGAAAGAGGAGACGAACCCAACAUUCGAAAGAAUUCUUCGAAGCUGGCCUGAAGACUUCGACCCCAGCACGCCAGAUAGACUUGGCCUGCUAAGAGAUGAGAAAGUGGAGGACUUGAUCAAGGAGUACAUU